AUGACCGAGAAUGACAGGGAACUGCCGCUGAGCUCACUCCUUCCCACUAUCGCCUCCAAAAAACGGCGCGGGAUCCGCCUACGGCGAAACCCUCCUCCUCCUCUCCCCGAUCAAUUCAGCAAACUGAUUGACGAUCUCAUCAUCGAGAUCCUGAUUCGCCUCCCAAACCCUAGAUCCUCCUGCCGCUGCAAACCCGUCUGCAAGCGGUGGAGAUCCCUAAUCUCCGACCCCACCUUCAAUCGCCGUUUCGUUUCUCAUCACCAGAAUAGGUACCGACCAGCUUCGCUGUUCCUCCCCGCACACGACCCCGACUCCGUCCUCGACUUCCUCCCCGUGCCCGACGAAGCUCGACGGAAAUUGAGAGUCUUCGAUUGCUUCCAGGACUUGCUCUUGUGCGGGUUUGUCAAAUUCACUUGCGAAUUGCGCAGAUCGUACUUCAUCUGCAAUCCGUUUACGAAGCAGUGGAUCGCCCUCCCCCUGCAGCCCGAAUUGCCACCGCAUAUUGAAUCGGCAGCAGGGUUAGUUUGUCGAGCCCGUUCUUGUUGGAGUAAUUACAAUCUUGUGCAGCAGCAGCAGCAGCAGCUAGGAGGUGAACCAGAACCACCGCCCUUUGUUUGUUAUUCGGAGUAUCGUUUCCGCGUGGUGUGUCUUUUCCAGCUUCCAUUGAGCUGUCAAGUACUGCUGGUGUUCUGUUCCGAGUCUGGGAAGUGGAAGGAGAUGAAUCUUGAGCACUACGCUAAAGUGCCGCUGGGCAAUGCGCUCACAUGGAACGGGAAGUUGUUUUGGGUGCAGUAUGACCUCAAUAACUAUUGCUCUGUGUUCGCUAUGUAUGAUCCUUUCCGCCCUUAUAAACUCCCUGGAUGGAAAAAUGCACCUUAUAGUUUGUGGAGGUAUUUGAGCAAUGGAGAUGGAAAUGGGAAUUUCUCAAUCUCACAGGGUGCUUUACACAUAAUUGUACUCGAAGCUGGCCGUCCAGAUAAAGUGUUGAGUGUUUGGAGACAAGUAGAAGAUCGUUGGACCUUACAAUAUAAAACGGUGUUGAAGACGACAUCGCCAUCGUUUUGGGGCGACUAUAAACUCAAGCAUUGUUCUGUGAUGGAUCUGCACCCGGAGAAGCCGGAAGUUGUCUUCUUCCAGUACCGGGAGUAUCCUGAAUGCAUCUUAUCCUGCAAUUUGAAGACGGGGAUGGGAGAGCCGGAGUUCUUUUCUCCGGCGGAGUUUUGUACGAGUGAUCCCUGUUGGAGGGCGUUGCGGCCUAGAGUCUCCUGCUGGCCUACUCCGAUUCCGAGGUACGAGGAGUUGCGAGGUUUGUACGAUGGAAGCUACGAUUGUUGGGUUCAGCACAACAACGAUCAUACGACAACCCUUCCAUCAACAACGAUUGGUAAGCACUUCGAAUUCGCCUUUUUCCCCAGCCUGCCAUUUUAUCGAUUUCUUUAUGUGGUGUGGGUUCUUAUAUUUUGCUUCCCAUCUCUCAAUUAUGUGAAGAAUACCAACCCUUAG
This is a messenger RNA of Linum tenue, 1503 nucleotides long. The record is from the annotation of a GenBank genome assembly. Lineage: Eukaryota; Viridiplantae; Streptophyta; Magnoliopsida; Malpighiales; Linaceae.